Messenger RNA from Exophiala xenobiotica, 3367 nucleotides. RefSeq lists its product as hypothetical. Gene Ontology annotation, cellular component: plasma membrane; cytoplasm; cytosol. The transcript is spliced from 2 exons. Gene Ontology annotation, biological process: ubiquitin-dependent endocytosis. NCBI's taxonomy places the organism in Eukaryota, Fungi, Ascomycota, Eurotiomycetes, Chaetothyriales, Herpotrichiellaceae. Bases 1133 to 2944 code for a protein of 603 amino acids. The record is from RefSeq and is a predicted model, not a curated record. Gene Ontology annotation, molecular function: protein-macromolecule adaptor activity; ubiquitin protein ligase binding.
CUCCUCCCAGGUGCCUCCCAUGCAAAGAUGAUCCCCUUCCUCCUGGCAAAGUCUGGGUUUCUGGUGCACGGUCUGCCACAAUCUCGACCUGCCAAGCCCCCGAACCAACACAAGCCUUCAACCACCGUGACCACCCAACUUCUCCAUCUCCAGUGCUGUGGUUCACCAUCAAUUCGAUCAAAGCUUGGCUUCUUACGUUGUUCGUCUCUUGAGUCUUGGGAACCAUUCGACGUUAUUGUCGCUGAUCGCUGUUCUCGCGAAUCGUCGGCUGUGCUUUGUUGGCCUGACGAGACUAUUGGUGAAUGUUAUCAUCUUCCAGCUCAGCAGCGCUGCGCCCAGACCUCUGUCCACGCUCCUUCCGAUCUUCUCGCAGCCUGCGCUCUGACGUGAACUGCGCGCUUCUGCACGUCUAGGAUUGUGUAACCGGGUGUCCAGCACGUUAGACUUGCGUACCCUGAGUCGCACCGAUAUCGCACCACGGCCCACGAAGACCCAUUACCUCGAUCUUUGCGCUGUAUCUGCUCUUCUGAGCCAGAUCAACAAUGUUUUGGUCGAGACCACCCCGAUAACAUUGAAUGGCUCAGGUUGUGACGGCAAUGCCUCUCGAGUCACUGCUCACAAAUCCCAACCAAGCAGUGCCUCGUUCGCGCUCAAUACUGUCGUACUUUUCCAGCUCGCUCGGGAAACAUGCUCGGAACAUGUUCGACGUCGCUAUCGAACCAGAGGAUCCGUUUCGAGUCUAUUCUCCGGGCCAGAGUGUAAAGGGUCAUGUCCUCUUGACGGUCUCCAAAGGCUUUGAUAUCACACACCUUGUGAUUGCGCUACAUGGCUAUGCAAAAGUUUAUAAACACCAAAUACCGCCUGGCGAACGGCUGCCUGCUCCAGAAGGCCUAGCGACUGGGAAGGGCACACGAGGUUUCCAAUACCAUGGCAAUGGACUCGCGACCUUGUUUCAGAACGAGCAAGUCCUAUGUGGAAGCGGGUUUCUCAAAAAGCAUGUCUACAAGUUUGCUUUUGAAGUCCCCUUCCCGGCGAAAUCCUUGCCUAGCACGAUUGAUGUUUGUUCUCCCACAAUUGUGGCCUUCGGACACCAACUGACGCGUUGCAGUUCGAACGAGGCACAAUUUCCUACAUGCUUACCGCCACAGUCACGCGUCCAGUCACAAUUAGUCCGGCAGUCAGCCGCAGUAUUAGAAUCAAAUUUCGAGACCAGAUCGAUGUCGAGCCCAUGUCCCAUCCCAAAUCCAGGGUGAUCACACUCGAACCCAUCUCGAAACGAGGCAAAGUCAAGCUCGUGAAGCCGCCUUCUUCGAUUUCUACUCAGAAUGUCUCUGCUGCCGGCCAGUUGACCCGAAACAAUACGCAGAACAGUACGACCAGUCGAAGUACCAAUUCUAUCGGCAAUCCACCUCUGAGCCCCGCGCCAAGUGAAGACACAGUCCACACCAACACCACUACCACGAGUACGCAGAGCUUCCAAAUGGCCGACGCUGAGUCGCCUGGCCGUAAACAGAGUCCACAGACUAGCGACGCGCGGAGUAACGCCACUUCCUCAUCUGCUCACACUAUCACCGCAACUACUGAGCUUCCACGUCACGGUGCAUUACCUGGAGACACGAUACCCCUUCGUGUCUCUAUCAACCACACGCGAGAUAUCCGGGGCAUGGUCAUCGCAACCAUCUACCGUCAAGCCCGAGUGGACAUGCAUCCCGCACUUCCUUUGGGAAACAGUGAGGGUAAGAAGAGGGCCGAGUACGAAGAUGUUUAUCCGAAGUCGCGCACGGGUCUUGGGGGAUUGUAUUUUGCCAAUGCGUCUCCCAACAGUGUGUUUCGGAAAGAUCUGGCUCAGUCCUCGACGAUGAUGGUUGUCAAUCCAGCCACUAUGACUGCAGAUAUCACCAUGUCUCUCAAGAUUCCCGAUGAGGCGUUUCCGACCAUCGCAAACGUCCCUGGCGGAAUGAUCUCGUUCACGUAUCACGUCGAAGUGGUUGUUGAUUUGUUUGGAAAGCUGGGAGAAACUCGACUGUGGCCUCGCUUGACCACUAGUGACCCUGUCUUCUCCCAGGCUGCCGAAGCUGGUAACCAGCUAACUUCGGACUGGUCACAUGGCAUAUUGGACACCACCCAACUGCGUCGAACGAGGGGCGUUAUCACAUUCGAGAUGUCGCUAGUGAUAGGUACACAAGAUAGCGGCAGGAGGAAAAGGUUGGACAGACCUGCCGAACCCCCGACUUCCGAGCCCUUGCCGCACUGGCUAGACCAAGGAGGACACGAUGCAUUCUAUCAGAACGGUGAACAUGAUGGACAGUAUUAUGAUGAGAAUGGUCAGCCAUACUAUGACGGGUACGACUACGACUUCGACUACGGUCAGGGCUACGAUCAGAAUUAUUAUCUCGAAUUUCCCACUCCAGCUCCCGAUUUCAUUGCUCCGCCUCAACCUCGGGAAGAUGUAGACGAGAAGUCCCGGUUACGGAGACAAGAGCAGCUUUUACUACCGAGCGAACCCCCACCCGAUGGUGAGGCUUCGACCAGUGCAGCUGAAUAUGCUCCGACGGCGCCUGUAAUCUUGUCAAGCCCUCUGCCAACAAGAGAACAUGCACAACAGGACGGAACUACCACACCUUCCACCUUCAACACUACUGCAUCGGUCAUGUCGGCGAGGUCUGGUGACACUAUACGGCCUCGUUCGGCUUCUCCUCCGCCAGCGCCACCAUCAUUACGUGGCGUUGAUGCCACCGACGACAAGCAUGAGCUUGAGCGAAGACGGCUUCUCGCGCAGGCAAGCGCGCCGCCAGUGGAAGACGAGACGGGGACUUCCAGCAGUUCUGUCGCACCACAACCUUUGGUGCCCAGUGCACCAACGAUUAACGAGCAAGACGAAUAUAAUGUACAGACAUUGAACCAUGAUCACAUAGGGUCGGAUCUGCCACAGUAUGAGCGCUGACUGAAAAGAUGUUUUGAUUUUGAUAUUGGAGUUGAGCACAGCGAUGGCGCUGGCGGGAUUUUAACGGUAUGUUGGAAGCCGAGCCAGAAAAUGUCUGGAAGACCUUGGACGGUGAUGUUAUGGUCAUGUUGGCGUGAGGUUUAGCUGUGAUGGCCGAUGGUCAGCACCAGGCAGUUGGAGGACGAGACGAGCACAAUGCCAUUGAGCCCAACCAGUACGCAGAUGGUCUGGCAGUCCAAGGUAUAAAAGAAGUCGGAAACCGACACCGAUUGUACAUUCAGUGUAUCCAUGCCGCAGAAGAGCUCCAGCUACUUCUAAGGAUUCUGCACAUUGAUCUCAAGUUGGCCAUGGUCUUCCCUGCUCUGUGAACCUUGGAGCCUCCGAGGAAUUUAAGCCAAGCAUAAACUCUGGCACGUGACAUUG